This is a messenger RNA of Cherax quadricarinatus, 2685 nucleotides long. The record is from RefSeq and is a predicted model, not a curated record. NCBI's taxonomy places the organism in Eukaryota, Metazoa, Arthropoda, Malacostraca, Decapoda, Parastacidae.
AAGUUUCUUUCUUUGCAGGGAACCACAAACACCUCACUCGUGAAGCCUCUGCAGUAUCUUCAACCUCAUCUGCGUCAGCAGUGAUCUGGUUGGCCAGAGCCGUUGUAUUCCCCUCGUCAGCCACGGUGUUGAUCUCGUUGCCUUCCAGCGCUCCUUCUGUUCCUCCUGCUGCCACAGCACCUCUCAACUCCACACCAGAAGAGAACUUACAACGAGAACACAAAUAUGGGUGGUUGCUGCAACAGGGUGCGCCAGACGCUGUUGCUGCUACUGCUGAUGGUAGUAGCAACUAUGGUGGCACCACAGGCAGUAGGAGAGGAGCAGCAGCAGCAGGCAGCAGAAGUGUUGUUCGAUCCGACGGAGCUGCUGGAGGUGGUGGAUGGUUCAGAACACGUUAUCACGUGGUUCACACACGUCGCUGGCACCCCCACCCACGUCACCCCACUCAUGAAUAACUCGGUAGUGUCGAGAGUGACGGGUGCGAGCGGUGUGCUGGAGGGCGCUCCUGAGGACGUAACCUUCCACGUGCUGGAGGGCGUUCCUGGGAACGUCACCUACCACGUGCUGGAGGGCGCUCCUGAGGACCGUAACAUCACUAGCUACACCAAUAUCACCUAUCACGGAUACGUCAACAUCACGGCUCUCUUCCUGGGUUUCAACAAUCUUCAUGUAGUCCUUCAUGACGCCGACAACAAAGUGGUGGCUGAGGGAGUAAUGAAGAUGUCAGUGGUGCUCUCCUACAAAAGUACUACUGAUACCUUCACCUUCAUCAUCGCCGUCUUAGUGGCCGUCCUGUACUUCUUCAUGGGCACCACCCUCAACCUGCAGGUGGUCAAGGGCAUCAUCUCUAAGCCCGUGGGACCCAUCGUCGGCAUCUUCUGUCAGUAUAUUCUCAUGCCCAUGAUCGCCUUUGGCCUGGGACUGCUGAUGUUCCCUGACGACAACAUGAUGCGUCUGGGACUCUUCCUGAAUGGCAGUUCGCCCGGUGGCGGCAACUCCAAUAUGUGGACUCACUUGCUGGGCGGCUCCCUCGACCUCUCCAUCAUGAUGACCACAGUCUCCACCAUCUGUGCCUUCGCCGCUGUGCCAUUGUGGGUGCUGUUGAUGGGUCCCCUAAUCCUGCAGGAUGCCUCCUUCGUCAUCCCGUACGACAACAUCGCCCUCACUGUGGUCACACUCAUCAUACCCUGCGGUCUGGGCAUCAUCCUGCAAGUAUUCUACCCAAAGAGUGUGAAAUAUUGUUCCAAGAUUCUCACACCCAUGUCAGCCUUCAACAUCGUCUUCAUACUCACCUUCGGUGUGUACGCGUACCACUACAUCUUCAGCAUCUUCACCUGGAAGAUAUUGCUGUCGGGAUUCCUGCUGCCGACGCUGGGCUACCUGGGUGGCAUGGUGCUGGCCAUCGUCUUCCGCCUCUCCACGCCGGAGGUGAUCGCCAUCAGCGUGGAGACGGGCGUGCAGAACGCCACCAUCGCCCUCAUCAUUCUCCAACUGGUCCUCUCGUCCCCCAGCGGCGAGCUCGCUGCUGUGAUCCCGGCCUGCUCGACAUUGUUCACGCCACUACCCCUGGUGCUGGUGCUGGCUAUCAAGAAGGCCUACGACAGGAUCAUCCGAAGUCGAUCGCUCAGUAUCAACACCUCCGACGCCCAUCUUAAGGAGGUUUCUAGCGACGUCAAAAACACCUCAAUGGCUUCGUUGGAGAAUGGCUUCAAGGUUUCCGACGACUCCGAAAACUUCUCGCUGCAGAAACGUCGCAGGACUUCGAUAGCUCCUGAAGGCUCCACUCUUCGGAACGGCUACAGGGCUUCCCUGGCUCUUGAAGGUGGCGUUGACAAUCCUGUAGCAGAGCUCAGGGACGAGGUUUGAUGAGUGAGAUGAAACUCCGAAGCUGAACACUAACGUGACGAGGAAUGAAAGGAAAGAUGCAAAUGUUUGUCUUCCAAUGUAAUCUAAUAGUUUGUGAUCGUAAAUGGUCUGUCACCCACGUUGUGAUGGUCUGCUGCUAUAGUAAUAACAGCAGCAACGUCAGGAGCAGUAACAACAGCAGCAACGGUAAUAAAAGCAGCAGGAGUAAUUAGAGCAACAUCGACAGGAUCUCCAGCAGCACUAACAGCAGCAACGUCAGGAUCUCCACCAGGAGCUAUAACAGGAGCAACAAUAGAAUAAUAAGCAGCAGCAACAACAGUUAUAACAGAAUCAGUAUCAGGAUCAGCAGCAGCAAUAACAUCAGUGUCAACAACAAAAGCUGAAGAACAAGGUGAGACAACCAGCACUGUUGUUCUCAUACGCUGUUGUACUCAUACACUGCCUCUAUGAUACGUUAGUAUGACACUCCCUUCAUCAAGGGCUUGAAUCAACUAGGGGAUAGCAGCUUCAGUUAUUGAAUCGAGAGUCCCUCAAGGCAACGCCUCCUUCUUCCCCCUUCCCCAUCCUCCUACCUCUUCUUGAAGAAUUAAAACAUUCAAGGACUUGAGUAUGGGUGGCAUGGGUGGUUUAACAUUAGGGUUUAACCUACUUGUGACACAUGACAUCGGCUGUGUAUUGAUGGUUUCCGGAUACCAUAGUAUUGAUGUUAGUAUAGAUAUUGUAUUUUGUUCAUCACUAUGUUCACACCAUGUGUUCAUCACUGUUCACACCAUGUGUUCACCACUAUGUUCACACCAUGUGUUCAUCACUAUGUUCACA